Molecule: messenger RNA, 591 nt
Organism: Dendroctonus ponderosae (mountain pine beetle)
Lineage: Eukaryota; Metazoa; Arthropoda; Insecta; Coleoptera; Curculionidae
Gene: ND-13A
Product: probable NADH dehydrogenase [ubiquinone] iron-sulfur protein 6, mitochondrial
Exons: 3
Coding region: 74-445 (123 amino acids)
Biological process (GO): mitochondrial electron transport, NADH to ubiquinone
Source: RefSeq, a predicted model, not a curated record
AACAUGGCUUUUCUUGACAAUGGCAGCUGGAUUAACCUAACCUCUUACAAAACUUAAAAUUACAUCAUAAAAAAUGUCUAGAAUAACUUUAUCCAAGCUAUGCCAUAAUGUUCGAAUUAACCAAUCCAGGUUGGUUACCUUAUGCACUAGAAACGCAUCAACAUCCACACCACAAGACCAGGAAACUCAUACAGGACAGAAAUUUGACCCAAAAGACUACAGAUUAGCGCGAUUUGUCGAUCGUCCCAAAAAUGUAAACCCCAAUUUUUCUAUCAAAUUGAUUGAAGAGGCUCCUCCAAAGUCAUGCAAAGACAGGGUUGUUUUUUGCGAUGGAGGUAGUGGACCUGAAGGACAUCCAAGGGUUUACAUCAACUUGGAUAAACCAGGAAAUCACUCUUGUGGAUACUGCGGUUUGAGGUUCUACAAAGAUGGCCACCACCAUUAAGCUCUUAAAGGAAGCGCCAGCCAAGUAGAUGAAAUGAAUAAUCCAUUUUCAGUAUAUUAGCUUAGAAACUGUUUAUAAGUUCAUCAUUAAACAGCCUCACUAUUUAUGGAAAAGCGUUCUAAUAAACUUAAAAAAGGAAAUAGGAA